Cuscuta epithymum is the source of this 996-nucleotide messenger RNA. Lineage: Eukaryota; Viridiplantae; Streptophyta; Magnoliopsida; Solanales; Convolvulaceae. The record is from the annotation of a GenBank genome assembly.
ACUGCUCGAGUUUGUAUUUUUGCUUUUGGUCAUUUUCCCUUUCCCAAACGCGAAUUUGUUUCUCAGUCUUAAGCUUUCUUCUGCCUAGUGCUUACUGGCGGUGUUUGAUUUUAUACCAAGCUGCCCUUCUUAGCUUCCCCUCUCUGCAAUGUCUUCUUUAUUGUAUGCAUUCCUCUUUAUGGCCAUGGCUGCUCACUCCGAUGUGGCAGGGGGUGCAACGUAUUGUGUGUGCAAGGAAGGGAUGAGUGAGAGUAUGUUACAGAAGACACUGGACUACGCAUGUGGGUAUGGAGCAGACUGCAACCCCACUCACCAGAAUGGGCCAUGCUUCCAGCCCAACACCGUGAAAGCUCAUUGCAGUUACGCGGUCAAUAGCUUUUUCCAGAAGAAGGGUCAAGCUCCAGGCACUUGUGACUUCUCUGGCACUGCCUCCACCACCUCAUCUGACCCUAGUACAACUACUUGUGUUUUUCCUGCGAGUGCAAGUGGAGCGACAUCAUCAACUGGGAAUCCGUCCACAACCACAAGCAACUCUGGUGUGAUGACAAGUCCUACAGGAGAUACUUUAGGAACCGGGAUCAACAAUGGGUUUGGCCCUCCUGGGGUAGGAAACAGUAAUGCCGACAUGAAUGAAGGCGGUAUUUCGCUGCUAAGGAGAUCCCUUGUCCCCUCCAUCUCCACCAUCUUAUUCUCAGUAGUAGCAGCACUUAGGAUGGCUUAGUUAAGAUGAUGGAUGAAUAGAUGAGCUCCUAACAAUGGAUGUUGGAAGGUUUAUGUCCAAAUAGUGCCCAACCAAUUAAGCAAUUCAUAUUCUUGUUUUCCAUGGACAGCCAUGCUUAUUGUGUACAAACUUUCGUCCUUUCUCUGUCUCAAAUGCCAUGAGGAAUGUGUUACAACUUCUACAUAGAUUCUUGGUUACAUUUGUGGCAUAUCAACCCCACCUUCUAGAAAUUCAUCACAAAUCAAGUACUCCCUCCGUUCCCUUUUAAAUGUCCC